CCUCGCCCCCCACACUAGAGGCCGUAGCCAGCCAGCAGCCACCUCCAUCCAGGCGCAAAGCCGCAAACCCUAGGGAAUCUACCCAGGAAUCCCACCCGAAUCAGGCCUGUAUCCUCGGAGUCGUCGUCGCGGGGACCGGAUUGCCGCGGGGCCGGAGAGGAGCAGAGCAAAUCAUCUCGGAAGGAUAAGGUUUCGGAGGCGGGAUCAGGAGCGGAGGGGACCUGUUAUAGGUAUCGUAGAGUCGUAGGUUCGCGCUGACAUUGGAAGAAGGCGGAGAGGCGGAAGCGGAGCAAGGGGAGAGCAAUAGGGGAAGGCUCAGGGCACUAAGAAUUUCUUGCAGAGAUCCAGGAGAAGAGCAACAGAAAUCGACGCACCAAGAGCACAAGAGGAGCAGAACUCUUCUUGCAGAACUAAAAGAUGCCUCAAGUGCGGACUGCCAGCAGGCCGGUACUUGCCAGCCACUCUGGUGGCGGGUUCUUCGUCAGGAGGGUGGCAUUGCCGGGAAUCGUGGUGGUAAGGUGUACCAUCAAGCCACUGGCUCGACGGGCUCGGACACGAUUGUGCAACAAGGAGAAUGUGCCACCAGUGGGGGCUGUGAAAACUGCACCAAAGAGUAGGAGCCCCCUACCUGACUGGUACCCGAGGACCCCACUCCGUGACAUCACAUCUAUCGUAAAGGCUCUUGAGAGAAGAAGUCGGCUAGAGGAUGCUGCGGCUCAGCAGCAGAUCCAAUGGAUUGAAGAUUCCUCACAAUCGGAGGAUUCAACAACUCCAGUCCAAGCAGAACAGAAUGAUCCUCAAAGCACACUGCAAGCUCCGGAGGCACUGCGUGCUGUUGCCUCUGGUCCUGGCUCUACUUCAGUUGGUGCAAACCCCCCAGCUUCUGUGGCUGAGGGUGAGCCGAAGGAGUCUUCCUCUCCAUCUGACUGCUCGUUGCAGACGGUUCCAUCCAAACCAAAUGAUUCAGCUCAUGCUGAUCUAAUGGAGAAGAAACUGUCCAGAUCAAUAGAGCAGAUUGAAAAGAUGGUGAAUCAACGACUGAAGGAAACUCCAAAGGCCGCUCAGCCUUCCAAGGUGUCUGUCCAGAGGCGCACCCUGAUGUCCAUGCGAUGAGCCAAACCCUGCUCUGCACAUCAAUGGCUCUCUUCUAUCAGCUGCUUUCUUAGCAGCUAGCCUAGGCAUGAUAUUUAAAACGAACUACUAAUUGAGGCAUGGUGCCUGCUCAAUUUUGCCUUUAGAGGGUGGAGGUUCUCUGCUUGAGGACCAUGGGAUAGGGGGGCUUCUAGGUUCCAGUGUUUGAGGGUAUAGUUAUCUGUGGUUAAAACCUGUGAUGGUAUGCUUACUGCAGUAAAACUUCAUUCGUGCUUGUCUUGUCUACCUUUACUAGAAACGAACUGCUAUUUUACACGUCUUUUUAUUUGUAAAAUAUGUGCCUUAACCUCACUAUGUAGCAGUACGAUGUUUUGGAUCUUGAUGGUGUUAACUGAAUAGAUGCCACAGUUCUAGCAUUUGAGUUGCAA
Setaria italica (foxtail millet) is the source of this 1520-nucleotide messenger RNA. Its product is annotated as protein GIGAS CELL1. The record is from RefSeq and is a predicted model, not a curated record. Bases 418 to 1113 code for a protein of 231 amino acids. NCBI's taxonomy places the organism in Eukaryota, Viridiplantae, Streptophyta, Magnoliopsida, Poales, Poaceae. Gene Ontology annotation, cellular component: nucleus. The transcript is spliced from 6 exons. Gene Ontology annotation, biological process: regulation of nuclear division; negative regulation of ubiquitin protein ligase activity.